Aspergillus calidoustus is the source of this 1068-nucleotide messenger RNA. The record is from the annotation of a GenBank genome assembly. Lineage: Eukaryota; Fungi; Ascomycota; Eurotiomycetes; Eurotiales; Aspergillaceae.
AUGGCGAUCCCGCAAACCAUGAAGGCAUUGCGCCUGGUCAAGUAUGGAGAGCCUUACAAGCUACAAGAAAUCCCCACCCCCACAAUCACAGAUAACGACCUAUUGAUCAAAGUCGGGGCCGCCGGCUUCUGCCACACAGACUACCAAGUCUACAAGGGGACAUACCAAUCCCCCUGCCCGCUAACAGGCUCGCACGAGCCCGCCGGAACAAUUGUCGACGUCGGCAAAACCGCCGCGGCGUCCGGAUGGAAGAGAGGGCAGCGGAUCGGGAUGCUGAAUUUCCGGCACGCGUGUAAGGCUUGUGUCGGGUGUAGGGUUGUCCAGCAGGACACACAGCGUCCGGAUAUCCGCUUCUGCGAGAAGAAGGAUAUGGCGGGGGUUACUGCCGAUGGCGGGUUCGCCGAGUAUGUUGUUGCGGAUGCGGACACCACUGUUCUACUGCCUGAUGGGUUGGAGUUUGAGCAGGCGGCGCCGUUGAUGUGUGCUGGUGCGACGGUGUGGGGAGGACUCGAUGCCGCGGGGGUAGAACCUGGCCUGCCCAUUGGGAUAAUCGGAAUCGGCGGGCUAGGUUCUCUCGCGGUGCAAUUCGCCGUUGCACGAGGCCAUCCCACAGUCGCCAUCGAUAACCGGGCUGAAGGCCGACAACUCGCCAAUGAAGGACCAGAACAGCUACGACCCCAGAAAACCAUUGACUCGACCUCCCCAAAUGCAAUGCAGGAAAUCAUCGACUUUGCCGGUGACGGAGGUCUCGCAGCCGUGCUAGUCUGCACCGACAACGUCAAAGUAACGGAAUGGAGUCUUAAACUCCUCCGGCCACGGGGUGUCUGCGUGCCGCUCGGACUUCCAGAGGAUGGGUUCAAGUUCAGUGCGUUUGAUCUGAUCUUCAAGGAACUUAGGGUCAAGGGGAGUCUGGUGUGCAAUCAGCCGCAGGCGUCGGAGUUGAUGAAGCUUGUGGCUGAGAAGGGGGUUCGUUCGCAUGUGACGAGGAUUGGGUUGGCGGAGGCGAUGGAUUUGCCGGAGAGGUAUAUGGAUCCGCAUCUCAAGGGGCGGCUGGUUGUUGUUUUGUAG